AAAAUAUCCAUUGAGUCCCCGCGAUGCUAAUUUUUAGACAAUUUCAUUCAUAAAUUCGUAAAUUCCAUUGCAUCUUCCAGUCACUUUCCGUGCGCACCCGACUCCACACUCCCCCGCACACCUGACUUACAUUGGACUGCGCUCACUGCAUCGCGACUGGCGGUUUCAGAUGUCACUUGAGCGUCGACUGAGUUCUGUUGAGUUGAAAGCGAGAGAUCCCCCGAGCUCCACAAGGACAAGUGCAUCGGCAGCAGAAUCGCAAUUUCGCCUGAGCCGCCUCGAUGGAAACGGACAUUGUGAAAUACCCGGCCGACGACCUGGAGGAGGGAGAGCUAUCGGACGGCAGCGAUGAGGUCUACACCCCUCUGCAAAGGCCGGACACGAAACCGUUGCAUGCGUCCGACGCGCCCAUGGCGUCCGCGGGCUCCACGUCCGCCUCGAGGAUGGACGAGGCUGAGGACACGAGCUCCGAGCUGGGUCUAAGCUCGGACGAUUCCUCGUCUGGUUCGGACGAGGGUGUGAAAAGGCUGGCCCGUGGCGAGGAGAAAAAGACCAAAAAGAAGCGUCCAAUUGCACAACUGCGGGUAAGACCGAUCGCGACCAUGCAGAACGCGCGCCCCAAGAAGUACAACGUGUGGAGCGAGAGCUUGCAAGAGGAGUCGCUUAUGGAGAAUAUGCGUGGCUUCGACGUGACCAAGGAUAUGAAGAGCGACAGGAGCGUGGAGACCUAUGAUUUCUCGAUUAAAUACCGCUUGAACGGCGAGAAUCGCCUGAAACGUCGAGCGGGCGGAGGCAACUACUCGGACGAGGACUAUUACCAGAGCAGCAAGCGGAGCCGACAAGAGCGCAGGAGCGUCAAGGAUCGACUAGGCAGCAGGAAGAGCAGCUCGAGCAGCGGCGACAAUGCUCCCAGGCACAUCCUAAACUUGGAUGUCCAGGAGGGGGCGAGCGACGAAGUGGUGGCCAGGGACAUAGCGAACAAACUUUACGAAGAAAAGGACGAUCUACUACUGCGCGUGGUCCAGGUCUUAGGCCAAAAGGAGGCGAUCGAGUUCUUCAAGGAAACACAGCACAUCGAGCGAGAUGGCGGCAUGAUGAUCAUGAACGGCCAGCGCCGACGCACGCCAGGCGGAGUCUUUCUCUUCCUAAUCAAAACCGACAUAAAAAUCUCCGAGGACGACAAGAAGUCCAUCUUCCGCGAGGACACGCGAAAGGCAACCAACGAACGUAAAGUCAUCCAGGCAUGCCGCCGAGAACAAAAGGUCGAAGAGCUCAAAAAGCGCCUGAAUCUCCAAGAUAAGGAGCUGCAGCCGUUAUCAAGCCGAUCAGAGAUUAUGCCUGGCAACAAACACCACCUCAAACCCGACACAAAUGGGACACUUUCUAAUCCGCCACCAUCGCCGGUGACUAAUAGUGGCCAAGAGAACAGUCCCGACUACAGUGUGCAUGCCAUAAACCACGUCAACCACGACAGCAGCCCGGAGAAGAUCGUGGCCCGGACCCUGAACGAUCUGGACGACGAGAGCUUGUCCGCCUACGACGACGACGUGCUGGACAUGAACUGUGAUGACAUGGAUCUGUUCUAGGUGCACCGCCAGGACAUUCACCAUGUGAGUGUUUGGCGUUGAAUGACUCAGUUACGUACGAUUAGUUGGAUAUUUUUACUAUUUUAGUUGUUUAGAGUGUUUUUAUCACGAUAAAAACGGACAAUUAUUUACUAUUUUGUAAGAUUGCUGCUGGGAAAUAUAUUGUGUAAAUAUCGGCGUAUUUUCUAUGGAUAA
Messenger RNA from Hermetia illucens (black soldier fly), 1781 nucleotides. It is a transcript of the gene Phax, whose product is annotated as phosphorylated adapter RNA export protein. Gene Ontology annotation, biological process: snRNA export from nucleus. NCBI's taxonomy places the organism in Eukaryota, Metazoa, Arthropoda, Insecta, Diptera, Stratiomyidae. Gene Ontology annotation, cellular component: nucleus. The coding region runs from base 282 to 1586 and encodes 434 amino acids. The record is from RefSeq and is a predicted model, not a curated record. The transcript has 5 exons.